Messenger RNA from Stomoxys calcitrans (stable fly), 1599 nucleotides. RefSeq names its product otefin. The transcript has a single exon. Bases 160 to 1428 code for a protein of 422 amino acids. NCBI's taxonomy places the organism in Eukaryota, Metazoa, Arthropoda, Insecta, Diptera, Muscidae. The record is from RefSeq and is a predicted model, not a curated record.
UUUUGAAAUUCAUGACGCUCAUUGUGUGCCUUUGUCAAUAUUUUUGAGAACGAGUUUAAAACCUGUCCUACUUUUUGUGUUAUAAGUGUUACGUUCAUUAAUUUAAGGUGCCUACAAUUUAUCCAAACUUUUAUAUAGCAUAAAAAAAGAUAGCACACCAUGGCCGCCUUGGAAUCUUUGAGCAAUAAGGAGUUGCGUCAAAAAUGCAUAGAAUAUGGAAUGCCAAACGUUCCGGUGACCGAUUCCAGCCGAAAAAUUCUUAUACGACGACUGGAAGCCGCGAUGUCGGGAAAACCCGCAACUCCCAAUAAAACAAAUCGUCGAGAAACUAUGCACGUUUCGAAACCCUCACAAAUGGCGUCAUCUGCUAAAAUAGACAAUGCGGCGGUUAAUAUUAACAACAACACCACGGCAGCCAGCAAGCCAACAGCCGCCAAUAGACCAUCGCGGCGUACAAUAGCUGCCACCACCGAACGACAUGUGACUACAACAACCACAGUAAGUGAACCGGAGUAUUCGGAUGUCUCCCCUGAUCGUGGUGAUGAGUUUCCCAUGAUGUUGCCACCUAAAACAAAGACUCCAGAGAAACCUACACUUUAUCCCAAACUGCCGACCAAGGAGCCUUCACCGAAACCACAGGUUUUGAGCAAAACUGGUGUGGUCACCACUUCGUACGUUAAAGAAUCAAAUAUAAACAAGACGUAUGCAGCACCUGAAGAUGAUAUUGAUUCAACAGAAGAGGAUAUAUUGGAGCCGGUAAAGAAGACUCUCUCCAAUCCCCCAGUUUACACCAGCAGUUAUGUUCCACUUUCUGAAUCGAAAGUUAGCACCACUGGACCGUUGUCGGCAACAUUAAGCUCAAGCACACGUUACAGUGCCUUGGGAAGCUCAUAUGUUCAAAAUAAACCUUCAACCAAUUUUACAACUUCAAAUACAAGACAAAGUUACGAGGCACCAACUCGUUCAUCCUAUCAACCCAGAGUAACCAAACAAUAUGUUACCGAUACCUACAAUGUUGAGGAUGACGAAGAUGAAGAGGAUGAGGAUGAAGAAGAUGAAGUUGUUUUGGUGGAAGACAGCCCAGUGGGAAAGGAUAUCCAAACACCAUUUCUCAGUCAAUUUGCACGCAAUCUAGAGACACUAAAGGCUACCCCUAUACGUCACUCGGUGGGUCCUACGAGAAUCACACCCCCAAAGCUAUCAGGUUCAGCUCUGAGAAACCGUGAAGCUGCCUACACACGUCGUACAGUUGCCGGUACUGGGCAUAUAGCCCCACGCCGUUCUUACAAGCCCGAACAGGAUGAAUCACCAUUUCGUCAGUUUGUAAUGGCUCUGGAGGAAAAAUACCAUCUAAAGCAAACCUUUAUUAUAAUCUCUAUCUUUAUAAUGGCUAUAUUUAUUUAUGUCUUCUUUAUACAAAGUGUUUAAAUGUAUUGUGUGUAUUGUAUUUAAAUGUAUUGUACUAAUUUUAUGAAAACUAAAGGAAGUAAAGAAGAGAAAUAGGGCGUAAAGAAUGUAAUUCGGAUUGAUUUAAAAAAAUUAUCUCUUUUUUUAUAAAUAAAGAAUUUUUGUUUUUUUUUAUAACUGCACACUCAUAAA